GCGGCAAUAAAACGACCAGCAAACGGGCCAAGGAAAGGCCCAGGCCAGCCGGCCAACCCGCAGAAAAUAAUGUCUGCACGCAUUUGCCUGCCACUCAGUGCGCUCCUGCCCGUCAUGUGGGCCAGCCAGGCGGGCGUUUUCUCCACAUUCCACAUGCCCGCUGAUGUUUACCCACAGACGGCUGCACCAGCCCGCGCUGCAGCGAGCGAGGAUAUAAUCAACGCGCGACAUCCGACACAUGGCCUAGCACCGAUUGCGCGUCCCUCGCAAAGUUUGACCCGACCACCACCCCCGUCGCCCUCGUCUGGUGAGGAUUCUCCUGAUAACGAUGGUUCGGGAGCUGCCCCAUGUCUGCCCUUCCUUGAUAAGAGCCGCACCUGUCGUGUCGAUGAUCCCGCCGAGAGGUCGCCUCAAGUGCCCAAGGCUCGUCCAACACCAACAUAUCCAUUGCGCACCCAGCGAAACAGUGGAAAGGCACCCACGGCGCUCCUAGGCGAAUGCACGAAGAGCAGCGUCACGAUGACUAGUGUGCAUAUCGUGACUCUUUUCAUUGACCGUUCGGCGUGGAAUUCCCUCGUACUGCCCGCACCACUGCCCCCUGCUCCCUUGCUGUGGGGCGGGUACCUCGGCCCGCAAAUUUCGGCAUUGAGCUACUUCAGCUUUACCCGGCACGAGUUUGUCGCCCCAGGAGCAGCCCCACACUGGAAUUCGACUCCUGGAGAAGCCACGUCGGAGCGGAGGGCGCUGACGCCAAAGUCGUGA
This is a messenger RNA of Gaeumannomyces tritici R3-111a-1, 762 nucleotides long. RefSeq lists its product as hypothetical. Lineage: Eukaryota; Fungi; Ascomycota; Sordariomycetes; Magnaporthales; Magnaporthaceae. The coding region runs from base 70 to 762 and encodes 230 amino acids. The transcript is spliced from 4 exons. The record is from RefSeq and is a predicted model, not a curated record.